Molecule: messenger RNA, 1605 nt
Organism: Oldenlandia corymbosa var. corymbosa
Lineage: Eukaryota; Viridiplantae; Streptophyta; Magnoliopsida; Gentianales; Rubiaceae
Source: the annotation of a GenBank genome assembly
AUGGAUGAAGAUUACAGUACCGUCGAUUUAAUAACUCCUCUGCAGGAUAGUUGGAAGAUAAGAGUUAGGUUAAUUUGUGUUUGGAAGCCGCCUCUUUUCUCAAAUCCUAAUGACAACGGGAGCAUAGAGAUGGUCUUAAUGGAUCAUUUGAGAAACAAGAUACAUGCAACCGUUAAGAAGUCAUUGAUUGGUACCUUCAUGGGGGUCAUCUCUGAAGGAUCUUUUAAAGCUAUAUCCCAUUUUGGAGUCGCUACUAAUAGUGGUAAUUUUAGAACAACCACACAUCCAUACAAAAUAAACUUCUUGAGGACAACACAAGUACGCCAUUGCAUCGAUAUUGGUGUUAGUCCUUACGAAUUUGAAUUCGUGUCUUUCUCUGAUCUAUUGGAUGGCAAACUUGAUGAAUCAUGUACAAUAGAUAUUAUUGGGGAAGUUGUUGCUGUUGGCGAUUUGAUUACUGGCGACAGGAAUGGAAAGCCAUCACGUCGGGAGGUUGAAAUUACGGUGACAUUGUGGGAUGACUACGCGCAGAACAUGACGGAUUACUUUGCAGGACGCCCGGGUGGUUGUGUCGUCAUGAUCGUACAAUUUGCCAGAAUACGUCCAUGGAGAGGAACCAAUACUGUUACAAAUUCUCUCUCUCUACCCGACUUUUCAUUGAUUCAGAAAUUGAUGAAAUUUUGGAACAUAAGUCCAGGUAAUCAUUGGAUGGUGAAUGCUUAUGGGACCGAUGAUGCAAUUCGUGCUGUUCCGAUGCGUGAUGUAUCUUAUCUUUCUACACCAUCGUCCAUUUCUGAACCAGAUGAUUUUCUUACACUUAACCCGAAGAAACGAAUUGAUGAUCUGCAGGAAGUAGACGAGAGUUGUGUGGCUGUCGUGGUUGCUUCAAUUGUUUCCAUUGAAUCUGAGUAUGGUUGGUUUUAUAUUGCAUGUAAGAAAUGCAAUAAGAAAGUUAAUCCAACUAUGGAGGUGGGUGGGUUGGAUGGUGGUGGUGCUCCUCUUCAAUCAUACUACUAUUACAACAAGUGUCAAAAUAAUGUUUCAGCUGUGGUGCCGAGAUUCAGGGUUCAGGUAAGGGUGCUUGAUGAUAGUGGAAGUACAUCUUUCCUAUUGUUUGAUAAGGAUGUUUAUAAAUGUAUCCGAAAGACUGCUUUACAUGUCAGGGAAGACAUGUUGAAGAUUGAAAGUGAAGAUGAGAGACCUAAGGUGCCAAAGGGGUUGGAGAGAUUGGUUGGUAAAAAGUUCAUAUUCAAAAUUGAGGUGUCUGAAUACAAUAUCGACAAUAAUUGGCCGAUGUACACUGUGUUGCGGAUGAGUAGUGAAAUGUCAAUAAUCAAUGCUUUUGAGAGUUGCUCGUCAGUAAAUCAGGAUGUUGACGCUGAUCUUGAUAGUUCUACUACAGAGGAAAGAAAUAUAACACCUAAGUGCUUGGCUGGGAAGGAUUCAAUAAAUUCCUGCACUGGAGAAGUUGAUGGACAUAAUGUCCAAUUGAUGUCCACUGCAACUAGCCCUCUGAAAAGGACACUGCAAUUUGAUGAGGACGAUAUAACUCUUCAGUCAUCUUCGACUAAAGCAAAGAUUGAAGUGAAGCUUGAAAAAUUUUAG